Encephalitozoon romaleae SJ-2008 is the source of this 5340-nucleotide messenger RNA. RefSeq names its product DNA polymerase type-B epsilon. NCBI's taxonomy places the organism in Eukaryota, Fungi, Microsporidia, Unikaryonidae. Bases 1 to 5340 code for a protein of 1779 amino acids. The transcript has a single exon. The record is from RefSeq and is a predicted model, not a curated record. Gene Ontology annotation, molecular function: zinc ion binding; nucleotide binding; DNA-directed DNA polymerase activity. Gene Ontology annotation, biological process: DNA replication proofreading; DNA replication; leading strand elongation. Gene Ontology annotation, cellular component: epsilon DNA polymerase complex; nucleus.
AUGCAAGCCGUAAUGAGAGACGAGCUCCUGGAAGAACAAUAUGGAUUUGUGCCUUAUUACGAAAACAGAAGAAGAGAGGGAUGGGUGUUGAACUAUACGGUGGUUACGCUUAGGGACGGAAGGAUGAAAACAAAACUCUACCUGAUUGAUGAGGAAGGCGGUGAGUUUCUUGUGAAGAUCCCUUAUUUCCCAUCAUUUCUAGUCAGGGCUUCCGACUAUGACAUUACUGAGGAAUACCUUAGGAAGAAAUACGCUGGUGAGAUUCAUGAUAUGGAAAGGACACAUAGAAUUGACUUCAAGGAGGAGAAUCAUUUGAAUAAGGAGCCAGGGAUGUUUUUGAAGGUAAGAUUCAAAACCGAAUCUGGGUUCGGUGAGGCUUUAAAGGAGUUGAAGAGAAUAGUGGCGAGGAAUAGAGUGCAGAAAAGCCAUGAGUAUGAUUGCUUUGGGGAGGAGAGAACAACCAAUGCCGAGAAUCUCAUAGAAUCUAUCCACGAGCAUGAUAUUCCCACAGAGGUUGCCACUGUUAAUGAUCUGAAGAUUAGGUGUGGAAAAUGGUAUGGAUUCUACUAUACAGGGGAGAUGUAUGUCGUAGAGAAAAGUGAAAGGAUUGUAUUUCCGGACCUUAGAAUACUUGCCUUUGACAUAGAAACAUCCAAAAAGCCAUUGAAGUUCCCCAACCCGGAGUCUGAUGAGGUGAUGAUGAUAUCGAUCAAAACGGAAUGCGGUGGGGAGUUGAUUGUCAAUCGAAGGCUGGUUUCCAAAAGUAUCCGAAGGUUUGAGUAUAAUCCAAAAGAAGACAUGCAAUGCGUUUUUGAUGUGGUAAAUGAAAGUGACGAGGAAGGAGUUCUGAUUAGGUUUGUGGAGAUGAUCCAAAGGCAUAGGCCUCACCUCGUAACAACAUUCAAUGGUGCAUCAUUUGACUUUCCGUUCUUAGAGAAGAGAAUGUCAAGGUAUGGGAUAAGUCUCAGAGAGACGGCUGGGUUUGCUCAAAAAGAUGAAUAUUACAUCUCACCAUUUAUUGUGCAUCUUGAUUGUUACAAGUGGGUUAAGAGAGACUCCUAUCUUCCUGCUGGGAGCCAGGGCCUCAAGGCAGUUACCAAAGCAAAACUAGGAUACUUUCCAGAUGAAGUUGAUCCCGAGGAUAUGGUUGGGCUUGCCAUAUCCGACCCCGACAGAAUGGCAUCUUAUUCUGUCUCUGACUCUGUUGCAACGUACUUCCUUUACAUCAAGUAUGUUCAGCCCCAUGUUUUUUCUAUAUGUUCUCUUAUUCCUCUUCCCCCAGCAUUAGCACUUUGCCAAGGGUCUGGGACGUUAUGCGAAGCUUUACUUAUUUCUGAGGCCAUUGAGUAUAAGGUGGUGAUUCCCGAGAAAAGAAAAGAAAAGAAGAUACAGGAGUACAAUGGACAUAUAGCGGAAAGCAUUACAUAUGUUGGGGGGUAUGUCGAAUGCCUGAAGUCUGGGAUUUUCAGGUCCGACUUUGAAUAUGACUUUGAGAUGGAUGAGGGAUUCAUUGAUGAAAUGGCUUUAAAUCUUGAUGAAAUGGUUUCUGAAUAUAACGAGGAAGAGGGUUUGGAGAGCAUGAAGAUUCAAAUCCUCAAGAGCCUCCAGGAAAACAAAGGAAAGAUUAGAAGAGAGGGACUUAUAUAUCAUCUAGAUGUAGGAGCUAUGUAUCCAAACAUCAUCCUCACCAACAAACUGCAGCCUAUAUCGAUUGUUGAUGAGGACACUUGCAUAAGAUGUGACUUUUCGGACGAGUUGAAUGAAUGCCAGAAAAGAAUGGAAUGGACUAUGAAGGUCGAGUAUAUUGCAGCGAGCAGAGAAGAAACAGAGAGGAUCAAGAAGCAGAUAAAAAAGGAGAAGGGGUUUGUAGGUGAUAGAGAUGAGGAGUUGAAGCAAAGGGCCAAGAAGUACUCCAAGGAGAUAUAUGGGAAAGCAAAGAGGAAGGAAAACUGUGUAAGAAGUUCGACUGUUUGCCAAAGAGAAGUUCCGUUUUAUGUGGAAACGGUUAGGAAGUUCAGGGACCAGAGAUAUGUUUACAAAAGAUUGUAUUCGGAGGCACAAAAGGCUUUUGAAGCUGCAAGAACCGAGGAGGAAAGGAAGCAUGCAAUGAAGUCUGUUGUUGUGUAUUCCUCACUUCAGAUUGCGCAUAAAUGUGUUCUGAACUCUUUCUAUGGGUAUGUGAUGAGAAAGAGCUCCCGGUGGUAUAGCAUGGAGAUGGCAGCAAUAGUCUGCAAUGUUGGGGGGAAUAUCAUCAAGAAGGCAAGGGAGAUUGUCGAGAAGAUAGGGAUUUCUCUAGAGUUGGACACAGAUGGUAUAUGGUGCCUAGUUCCGUCUUCGUUGAUAUCAUCUUAUACACUUCCUUCUGGAAAGAAGUUUUCACUUCUAUCGAGCCUCCUGAACCAUUUUGUAUGCAAGAAGUUUACUAACCACCAGUACCAAGAAAAGGUUGAUGGUAGGUACAUCACACGGAUGGAGAACUCGAUAUUUUUCGAGAUUGAUGGGCCGUAUAAGGCGAUGCUUCUUCCAGCAUCCACCGAGGAAAAUAGGCUGUUGAAGAAGAGAUAUGUGAUAAUUGACAGAAACAACAGGAUUGCAGAGCUAAAAGGGUUUGAAGUGAAAAGACGAGGAGAGCUAGAAAUCAUUAAGAAGUUUCAAGAAGAGCUAUUUCUUCAUUUUUUAGAUGGAAGCAACCUCAGGGAGUGCUAUGAGUCACUUGCAGAGGUGUGCAGAUAUUGGCUGGAUAUAUUGCGAAGCAGGGGAGAAUACAUUGAUGACGAUACGAUUCUUGAGUUAUUAUCUGAGAGCAGAAGCAUGUCUAAAGGAUUUGAUGGGUAUGGAGGAAGAAAAUCAAGCCUCACGGUUACGGCACUUAGAAUGUCUGAGGUCUUAGGAGAAGGGAUUCUUGAGGAGAAGCUGAAAUGCGAAUACAUUAUUGCAGCAUAUCCCGAGAACAGGUCUGUUGCGGAGAGGGCCAUACCAGUAAUAAUAUUCCGGUCUGAUCGGAAAGAGGAAUUUCUUGGAAGAUGGCUGCAAAGGAACUAUUCUGGAGACAUUAGAUCCAUUAUUGACUGGGACUAUUAUAAGCUAAGGCUGGAAUGUGUUAUUCAGAGGAUGGUUAUAUUGCCUGCUUUAUCCCAGAGGGUUGGAAAUCCUUUGAAGGAGGUGCAAGUACCUGGGUGGGCGAAGGCCAGGUCUGAGCUUAAGGGGUUUAGCCUAAAGAAUGCCAAUGAUAUUGAAGAAGUUUUCUGCAAGCCGAAGGUGAAGGAGGGCAGAAACACGGAGAGCACAGUCUGCAAAAAGGAUGAGAUUGACAAAGAAAACCACAUAGUUAAUGGGAAAAAAAGGAAAGCGCCGAUGGAAACUGAUAUUUCAAGGUAUACUCUUGGAAGUAAAAUGAGAUGGAUGGAAGCGAUAGAGGAGAUUAAUGAUAGAGGAGAUAUUAUCAAAGUGGCACGUGGAGAUGAUGGAUACAUGAAUGUAUAUUAUAGUGGGAGGGUUGAUGCCAGGGAGAGGAUUCCCUUAGAAAGGAGGAUCUACAUGGAAGUCAAUGAUUGGAAAUAUUUUGAAGAAUCUGGAGAGGUUGAGAAAAUGACGGUAUGUCUUCCCGAAGGUUCUGAAGACGUAGAAGUAGGUGUGAUUAAGUUGAAGGAGUACGAGUUUAUGUGUAACCACUCAUUAUACAAGAAGUUUCUGAGCCAUUUUUCAAUAAGAAGGGUUUUUGAAGAUAAGGUUCCAAUUCUGUACAGCAACAUGAAGGAAUGUGAGGGACGUGACAUUAGGUUUGUGACUGUGUCUGGGUUUAUGUUCCAAGGAAGAACUGUAUAUGCAGCUGGUAGGGAGGAGGUUCUUAUAUUUUCUGGAGAAGAGGGAUUGCAUGAUCUUGGAAAGCAUCUUCUUGAAGGCUUUGGAAAAUGGGAGGUUGCAGUUAUCAACUCGAAUGAUCCAUGCAAGGCCGAGCUUCGAAGGAUUUUAGAGAGGCAUCACGUUCUUGAAAUGGCUUUUAAGAGAAGCCCGCCUUUGAAGGAAUAUUCUGAGCUCUGUAAUGAGCAAAAGGUGCUCCAUCAGUGGAUGAGAGGGGAGAUGGAGUUAAUGUGCAAGACCAGUAAAUAUACAGGGAUACCGAUUUUCAAUGUAGAUGAACAGCUAAUGGAUGUAUUGUUUUAUAGGGAGUUGAGAAAGAACAAGGUUGUAUGUAGAAAACGGAAGCCUGAGAUGAAUCAUCUCCCAUGUCUGAAGGCAGAGAGAUUCAAGCCUGGAUUCUACAAGAGAUAUACUAUUGAAGUAGAAUGUAUAGGAACACUAGUUCUCUCUAUUAUCGAGUACAAGUCAUUUCUAGGAGAGGAUACAUUAUUUGGAGGAGUGUCAAGAAACGACUUCAAUGUUCUUCGGAACUUUCUAAAAAGGGUAGUCUUGGAUUCCAUCAGAGGCGUAGAAGGAACAAAGCUUCUUCUAAGGAAUAUAGGGUCAUGGAUAAGAAGAGACUCGGGCAUUAUCUGCACGGAGCUCCGGAAUAUUUGUUGCAUGUUACAAAAAAGGUACAUGAUGAAUCUGGCUAAGAAACUAAGAGAUGAAAGAUACGAUGUGAUUUGUGUGGCAGGGGAUAUGAUUCUGAUCAACACAGAGAAGAUAAGUGAGAAGUCGGCAUUGGAGUUCUUCCAACAUGUUCGUAAGAAAGGACUGGGGCUUUGCGGAUACGAAAUGAUGAAGAUGAAGCUCAACAGAAAGUUCCAGAGACUUGCAUUUGUAAGCCCAAGCUCUUACUUUUUUCUUUAUGAUGAGGAAUACUUUUGUUUCAGUGAAAGCAGUGUUCCAACAGUGUUUCUGAAGGCCUAUUUUGACGAUGGCCAGAUAGAUUCAGAAUUUGUGUAUAGUCUUGUGACUAAAAUUCCUUUGGAAAGCUCUAAGAUGGUUAUGAAGCUUCUUUCAUUUAGGCAAGAUGCACAAGCAUUGGUGUCCAACUGUUAUAGGCUUUUACGUUUAAGUGAGUUUGAAGAGAAAGAAAAUACAGAGAUGUACCUUGACAUUGUAUGUCCUUCAUGUGGAAUGGAGAAUGUGUUCAGAUCCAGAUGCAUAAAAUGCUAUAACCCAUAUCCAAAAAAUACCGUACUGGAUGCAUGCAUGGCUCGUGCCAAAUACCUCCUUUGGUUGGAGCUUACAGGAGACCUGUAUUGUAAUAGAUGUGGGAGAAUCAAUGAAACAAAACUGUCUGAAUUCUGUAGGUGUGGGGGGACUUUCAGGAAGGUAAAGCAUUGGGACAAGAUAGAAAGGCUGAAGAGGAUAGCCUCAAGCCCAGCCUUUGAUGAUUUUUGUAAGAGGAUUUCAAAUCAUUUCAUGAAAUGA